Messenger RNA from Penicillium digitatum Pd1, 558 nucleotides. RefSeq lists its product as uncharacterized. Gene Ontology annotation, cellular component: mitochondrion. Gene Ontology annotation, biological process: autophagy of mitochondrion. NCBI's taxonomy places the organism in Eukaryota, Fungi, Ascomycota, Eurotiomycetes, Eurotiales, Aspergillaceae. The record is from RefSeq and is a predicted model, not a curated record.
AUGGCCUGUCCCAUCAGCGUCAGCAAGUUUGUUGGCACUGUCUCCCUCGGUCUUCUUACCGGCCUCUCCUACUCCACAUCAGCCAUCACAAUUCCAGCUCUACAACUCCUUCCAACAGCGACUACCGCCGCCCGCUCCUUAAACGAAGUAAAGCGCCUAACCCGCCGACAUGCCCUGCGCCUCUCCUUCCUGACAAAUUCUUGCUUCUGUUUCGCAUGGUGUCUUUCAUCUCCCCGCCGCCGACACCCGUACAUGGUCUGGCUGUGUGCAUUUUCUACAAUCGGUGCCCACGGCCUUGAUUUCUGGUUCAACCGUCACCUCGGCUUCAAGAACUGGGCGUCAGCUGUGAUCCGCGACGUCUCCCACUUCUCCCUAGUCCGGGACCCGAACACAGGCAAAGAUGAAGACCUUGUUGUAGUUGAAGCCCAGGGCGACGUGAACGGCGAGACAGUUCAGCGCGAGAUGGUCCGGGAGCGCCGGCUCCAACGAGCGCGCACUUGGUUGUCUGGUAUCGCGCUUUCUAUUGGAAUUGUUGGUCUUUGGGGGGACAAGAGGUGA